AUGUGGAUGAUGAUGCCUUCAGAAUUUCAGAUUCUUUCAGUCUACUAAGAACUACUACUCUCACUGUAUCACUGACAUUCGAACCAAACAAUAUUGAAUUUCGUGUGGGACGUCAGCAAUGAACUUCCCAAGCUCCUCAGGCGGAGGAACAGCACCAGCAGCUCCAGGAGGAGGUCGAACAUGGCCGUCGACCACAUCAGUGUCCGCUUCAGGGAAGCGGAUACAGAAGGAGAUGCUGGAAUUCAACAUGGACCCUCCUGUCGAUUGUGCCGCCGGACCCAAAGGCGACAGUCUUUACCAGUGGAUUGCCACCAUCAUUGGCCCUCCAGGGUUGCCCUACGAAGGUGGAAUUUUUUUUCUUGACAUUACAUUCCCACACGAGUACCCCUUCAAACCUCCCAAGGUGGUUUUCAUAACCCGAAUCUACCACUGCAAUAUUGAUUCUUCCGGCAACCCUGGUUUGGACAUCUUGAAAGAUCGCUGGAGUCCUGCUCUAACAAUAUCAAAGGUGCUAGAUGACAUCAGGUCAAUAUUCAUCAAUCCGGACCCAUAUAAGCCUUUAGUCCCAGGAAUUGCUCACUUGUACUUGACAGACAGAGCUAAACAUGACGAGGUAGCUGCAGAGUGGACCAUGCGAUUUGCUAGGUAAAAGGUUCUAAAUCAGAAGGAGGGCAUCAAGAAUUGCAAACAUGUGAACUUGCAGUCCCCGCAGUUUUUUCCUAUUGUGGUUCAAGUGUCUCAUGUGAUUUCAAGGGUAUGUGGCAGAAUAUGUGUUCUGUUGUAAUUUCCAGAUUUUCCUGUAUGUGACAAAGACAUCUUUAUUUUCAAUGUUUUUCAUGUGCUCAAGCUGAGCAGAACAGAUGGUGGGAUCUUCCUGCA
Telopea speciosissima is the source of this 879-nucleotide messenger RNA. RefSeq names its product constitutive photomorphogenesis protein 10. NCBI's taxonomy places the organism in Eukaryota, Viridiplantae, Streptophyta, Magnoliopsida, Proteales, Proteaceae. The transcript is spliced from 4 exons. Gene Ontology annotation, biological process: protein polyubiquitination. Gene Ontology annotation, molecular function: ubiquitin conjugating enzyme activity. Bases 119 to 649 code for a protein of 176 amino acids. The record is from RefSeq and is a predicted model, not a curated record. Gene Ontology annotation, cellular component: nucleus.